GUUCCUGCUGCAUCUGAUGGAUCACGGACUCUUUCAUGACCCUCCAUCCCAUGAAGAUUCAUCGCAUGCCGAGUCCGUCUCCAAUAAAUUACUGUACUCAGAUUAGCAACUGUCCACUUACUACUGACCACGAGGCUGCGUUGAUUGAUAUGCCGCACAGCACACUGCCCGUGGCACUAUUUUAACAAGACACCUCCAGCCACUCAAGACCUGUUAACCGUCCAUUCAACCUUGUCUGUCUAAGAACAUGGGAGUAGGCCAGUCGACUGAAAAUGGGGGUCGGGCGUCCUCUCCAGGUCAGUGGUUCGCUAUUCUUGGUAUUUCUCGAAACCGUAACCAUAGAACUCUUUCGUACUAUCAGCCUCAUCCACUCGCGAAUAACCUCAACUCAAGCUUUCUAACAUGUGAACAGAGGAGCUGAGCUAUAUGCUUGCUGAACGCUUCGCAACCAAAUGCUUCACUCCUUUGGAGCUAACCCACUUCAAAGACAACUUUUACUCGCGCGCAAUCGACCAAGGCGGCUGGAAGUACUGGAAUGAGAAGAUCUUGUCCGACUUUCUGGGGAUCCCGGACAGCAGUGAUUCUCAAUGCCCAUUGGAUGCUGGUCCCGUCAUCUUUCGCAUGGUCUCCUACCUGGGCGCAUUUCCUUUCCAAAACACGCUGGCCCCGAGCGUUUUGACGUUUGAUGCCAUGGUGAAAGUGGUUGUGCUGUUGACUGAGCGGUACGGCAAGGUUCUGAGGCGAGCGCGCAGAGAUAGGAUACGACUGCUCUUUGGGAGUCUUGCUGAUGUUGGGAGGAAAGAUAUUGACCUGGGCCAACCCAGCCAGGACACGACUGAAGAGGGUACAACUGAGUCCGUUGUCGCCAUGUCUCAUGCUCCUGGCUUUGCUAUUGAUGAGCCUGCCAACGACGACUACGAUGAUGAUGAGGACGACGACCUAGCGCUGGCUGCAUUGGAGGCUCUGGACGCCAUUGAAGUAUUCAAGCACGACUCCCGCAUUGACAAGGCGGUUUACGAAGCUCGGAUUUCCGCCAGCACACUCCGUCGCCUGUUAAUGCUACUAAUCGUCGUUUCGCCGUUGAAGUUCCUCGAGCCGGUAAGGAUGUACACGUCCGAUCUGAACGAAAAGCGCAUGGAAACAGUUCGGAAAGAGGCGGACAGCAUCAUGGCCGCAUUCGACCAAGAAUCCUCCGGCGGAAUAAGCUAUAAAGCAUUCGCGCAGACCGUGACAUCUUCUUUCCCGUUCCUUUUCGAUCCCCUCACGCCACUGUUCGAACACCUUCUCUUCAGCAAAAACCUAGACCUGUCCCAGCGACGCGACAGGGCUGAAUCUACCGCAUCGGAACCCAUCGAAGAAUCACCGGAGCCUCUCCCUUCACCUCCAACGGUCCUCCUCCCAGGCGGGUUUGAAUCCGUGAUAUUGAACCCAAGCGUCAUCUCACACCUCUCAUUCUUCCUACCCUCAUCCUCCGAAAGCCUGAACUUCCUCCGUGGCAACGUGCGCCUUCACCCGGUCUUCUCGACAGCCGCGCACGGCUCCUCCGUCACCUCAUUCUCCCACCACGUCCUCACCUGGUCCUCAGGCACACUCCUGAUCCUCGAGGGCGCCACCUCGACCAACAACACAGUAACAGUCGGCGCCUACCUACCCCAGCCAUGGAAAUCCCCAUCUUCAACCCAGACAAGCUCCAAAUUCCCCAACGCCAUCCUCCCCUCCUUCUUCCAACUCUCACCCAAACACAUCCUCCUCCCCGGAAACCCCUCCUCAUCCCUCAACCAACCCAACACCCCGACAGCCUACUUCUCAACACACUCCGGAAUCUCCAUCGGCUGCCAGAUCCCGCCUUCCUCACGAAGCCAUCACAAACCCCCCACGCCUAUCGGAGCAGGAAGUCUCACCAUCGACGCCAGUCUCGAAACAGCAGACUUUCACGCCUCCCCAUUCGGCCACAAUGGCGUGUUCCUCCCCCCCGCCCCAGGCACCAUCCCCGAAUCCCCAUCCAAAACGCGCAUUGAAAUUUACAGCCUAGAAGUCUGGGGUCUCGUCCCCGACCCGACUAUCACCUCCGCCGACGGCGAGAAAUCAGCCGUUGAGCUCCAACAAGCGAAAUGGGAUUUCGAGGCCCGCGAGGCGGAACGAAGACGCAACGUCAAUAUGAAGGCUGGGGCUGGUGAUUCCGCGAGGGAAAGUGCCCGCUGGUUGUUGGAAGCUGCUGGUGUUGUUGGGGAUGCUGGACGGUCUGGGGGGAGUGUUUGAUGUUGAUCGGUUGAUUGGUUGUUUGGUCGCGCGGCAGGGAUAGCAAAUGUGCUCAUUGAGUGAAAUCUGUUAUGCUAUCGUAUGCUUGGCGUGAUCUUCAUUUUUU
Messenger RNA from Aspergillus heteromorphus CBS 117.55, 2365 nucleotides. RefSeq names its product TLD domain-containing protein. The coding region runs from base 427 to 2259 and encodes 610 amino acids. Lineage: Eukaryota; Fungi; Ascomycota; Eurotiomycetes; Eurotiales; Aspergillaceae. The record is from RefSeq and is a predicted model, not a curated record. The transcript has 2 exons.